GCGAAGGACGAUUACAGACAGUUCGAACUUGGACGUCGCACGAAAACGUCGUAUAGAGCGCUUUCGUUACGAGUGAUGUUUAAAGUGUCGUAGAAAGGAAAUCAGUAUUUUUUUAUCUAUCAUACAAUUACUCUUGAUAAUCAAUAUAAACAGAGCAAUAGCAAACGAUAUAACAUUAAAGAGAAUUCCGAAAUGAAUUUAUCGUUUGCUGGAUGUGGCUUCCUUGGUAUUUACCACGUUGGUGUGGCAGUGUGCUUCAAGAAAUACGCUCCACACAUUCUUUUGGAUAAGAUUAGUGGUGCAUCGGCUGGUGCUAUCGCUGCUUGUUGUCUUCUUUGUGACUUACCCCUCGGGGAAAUUACAAGUAAUGUUUUGCGCGUUGCGCGUGAAGCACGGCAGCGAACCCUCGGCCCAUUUAGUCCAUCGUUUAACGUUCAAGAAAUAUUGUUAGAAAGUUUACAAAAGUUCCUUCCAAAUGAUGCCCACAUUCGAGUAAGCGGUAAACUACAUGUCUCCUUGACCAGAGUAUACGAUGGAAAAAAUGUAAUCGUGUCACAGUUUUCUUCUAGGGAAGAUUUAUUGCAGGCUUUGUUAGCAAGUGCAUUCAUUCCCAUCUUUUCUGGUCUCUUACCGCCACGAUUUCACGGUAUUAGGUAUAUGGAUGGUGGUUUCAGUGACAAUCUUCCCACUCUUGAUGAAAAUACAAUUACUGUUAGUCCUUUCUGUGGUGAGAGCGAUAUUUGUCCAAGAGAUGUUUCCUCUCAACUGUUCCAUGUGAAUUUUGCAAAUACAAGUAUAGAGCUUUCAAGACAAAAUAUAUACAGAUUUGCAAGGAUACUUUUUCCACCUAAUCCAGAGAUCCUUUCAAACAUGUGUAAACAAGGAUUUGAUGAUGCAUUAAGAUUUCUUCAUCGCAAUAAUUUACUUAAUUGUACUCGAUGUCUUGCAGUACAGUCCACGUUUGUUGUCUCAGAAACUCUUGAUGAUAAUAUGGAUUAUGAUCCUGAAUGUUUAGAAUGUAAAAUGCAUAGACAGGAAGCAUUGGUGUCAAAUUUACCUGAGACAGUUAUGACUAUAUUUCAAGAUGCAAUUGAUUCUGCCAAUAAGGGGUUGAUUAAUUGGUUAUUCAAACAUAAAAGUGUAAAACUUUUGUCAUUGCUUAGCUUACCAUACACCUUACCAGUAGAUGUAGUAUAUGCAACUCUCACUAAUUUUAUCGGUAACAAGAUAGAAACUCGUUCGUUGGAAUUCAAAGUAAUUGGCCGUAUUCUUCAUACACAUCCACAGAUGAUUUCUUGUACUAAACAUAUGACAUCUUCUCGAUUCAUUUUGAACGUUCCCAAAUUGAGAAGAAACUUGCUAGAAUUAGGAACAUUCUUUUUGGAUCAAUUAAGUAUAAUAUUCCCCAAAAUCCAUGUGUAUUAUCAACAAAUGCCACAAACUAUUAAGUGUCAAUUGGCUAUAACAGAGUAUGGAUCAAAUAUAUACGAUAUGGAGGCAACAAAAAAGACUGACAAUGUGUAUAAAAAUAAAAAAAAUCUGAAUUUAACAUUACAAUACAAUGAAUUACAACCCUGGAAAGACCAUAACAAUAAAUCAAACUGUGUUAUAAAUAUGUCUGAUCUUUCAACUGUUGAUGAUACGUUCGAAAAUAUUUUGCAAGUAACGUCUGAACAAGAAGCGGUGAUGGCGUAUUACUACAUGGAUGAAAAUAACAAAGUGCAGGUGACAGAAAUAUUUGAUGUCACAGAUACAGAAUCACAUGCAGUGUUAUCUGUAGACGAGGUAGAAAAUAAUACAAAAUUACAAUUUGAUGAGUGGGAUGAACCUACAUGGUUAUCUCAGCAUACAUUUAAUGACGUUGUUACCGAAUCUCUAUAUACAGACGGAAACCAACAAAGUAUAGAAAAUUUAUCAGAAAUAUCUUUAGAGGAUGACAUUUUGGGUGGUUUAAAUACCUCUUCUGAUCCAGAAAGUGAAUGGGAAAUAAGCAAAGAUUUACAAACUGCAAAAGCAUUAAGUACACCAAAUACUGAGAUAGAAAUGGAUUAACCAUUAUUAAAGGUUUAAAAUAAGAUAAUUUUUUAUAAUUAUUGAAAUGAUGUAUGAGUGCGUUUGUUGAUUUAUAUUUAUAAUCAAUAUCAUGAAGUGUAUGUAUACUUCUGUAGUCAAUGAUAUUGAUGACAUUAUAGUGAGAAGAGUUAUUACCAAUGCUCAAUACUGAUAAAUUUUUAUAACGCUUAAAGAACAUUAUUUGAAAAACACAAAAGAUAUAGAUAGAUAUGUAUAUAAAACUGAUUAGUUUUAUAAAAGGAAAGUUGUAAUUUAUAAUCUGUGUUAUGCACUAAUAAAUGCAAGAUACAGUACAAAUAACCUAUAAAGAAGCGAUAUGUAUCUUCAGCAGAGCAUGCACAGUAUUUUAUUAUUAAUGAAGUUUGAUAGGCAAAGUCUAAUAUUGUUACUAUAUACUUGCAAAGCAGGUAUUGGUAGAUCUCCGAUAAAGAGACUGAUUAUAGAAAAAAUGUACAUCAUAUAAUACAGACAAAUUUAUCUCUACUCUAAUUCCAUGUUAAUUUACGGUUUGCACAUGUAAAUAUCAAGUGUUAAUACGUUCGAUGAAGAACGUACAUACAUUAAAAAAAUUAUGGCACUUAUUGUUAACUAAGUUAUUUUAUGAAUUUUUUUUGUUACAUUUUAUAAAGAAAAAGAGGAAAUAUUCUAUGUAAAUAUUUUUAUAAACAAAUGGAAUGUUCCCAAAUUAUUUAUACAACUAUAUCUUGUGAUAAAUACUUAGUGGAAUGAUAAAAUCAGUUAUAUAAAUUAGAGUAGGGAAAAUACAAUUUUUGAAUGCAUACAGCUGGAACUGAAUGCCAAUUAACAAACAGAGCUUUUAUAUUGUUUAUUACUGACAUAAUCAUUGUUGAGGAUAAUUACACUAAUUAUAAUAAUUAGAGAAUGGGUCGUUUCCUAUAUGUUAAAACCACCAUAAUGAGUCGAGUACUAUUGUAUGAUAAAAGCUUUAUAUCAAUAAUUAAACAACACAUAUUUAA
Molecule: messenger RNA, 3050 nt
Organism: Osmia lignaria (orchard mason bee)
Lineage: Eukaryota; Metazoa; Arthropoda; Insecta; Hymenoptera; Megachilidae
Gene: bmm
Product: brummer
Biological process (GO): lipid homeostasis; triglyceride catabolic process
Cellular component (GO): membrane; cytoplasm; lipid droplet
Molecular function (GO): triacylglycerol lipase activity
Source: RefSeq, a predicted model, not a curated record